This is a messenger RNA of Phycodurus eques (leafy seadragon), 3406 nucleotides long. RefSeq names its product ADAM metallopeptidase domain 28 (gene adam28). Bases 110 to 2428 code for a protein of 772 amino acids. The transcript has 22 exons. Gene Ontology annotation, molecular function: metalloendopeptidase activity. The record is from RefSeq and is a predicted model, not a curated record. Gene Ontology annotation, cellular component: plasma membrane. Gene Ontology annotation, biological process: proteolysis. Lineage: Eukaryota; Metazoa; Chordata; Actinopteri; Syngnathiformes; Syngnathidae.
UGUGACAGGACCAGGACGGCGGAUGAAGGUGUGGCCUCACCGGAGCAGCAACACGACAUGCAGGUGGAGAGAAUAAAACUUGAUCGGCGCUCAUCUACAGCUUACUACAAUGACGCGUCAACUUCUACUCGGGGUCCUCAUCCUAAAUGCUUCACUCAAGCCAUCAGACAGCCGAGCUCCUGUCUUCGAAGGCGGAAAGGACUAUGAGCUCGUUCGAACGGUCAGACUUCACUCUGUGAAAAGAAGGGACGCCGGGAACCUUAGGCCAGAAAGCAUCAAGUAUGCAAUGACAGUGGGAGGAAGAGACAUUGAAAUGCACUUACAAAAAAACAAUGACUUACUCACCAGAGACUACACGGAGACUUUUUACCAAGAAGACGGGACACAAGUCAUCACUUCCCCAAAAGACAUUGAUCACUGCUACUAUCACGGGAAGAUCGUGAACGAAAGCGACUCGACGGUCAGCGUUAGCACUUGUGAUGGACUUCGGGGUUAUUUCAGGACAGCAGCCCAGAGGUACUUGAUCGAGCCCCUCGCUGGUGAUGAUGAAGGGGAUCAUGCCGUGAUGAAGUUUCACGAGGAGGACCGCACACCUGCAGUGUGCGGUGUCACCAACACUACAUGGAGCACCGAUUUCGAGCCCCCAACAAGCCGCAGUCGCUCCAGAUCAGCGGGUAUAUCUCUUGUUCAGCAACAGAAAUACAUCGAGCUCUACCUUGUCGCUGAUAACCGUGAGUAUGUGAAGAUGAAGCGGGAUCAAACAGAGCUGAGGAAGAGGAUAUUUGAAAUCGUCAACUUUGUCAACACAGUAUACAAGCCUCUGAGGACCUUCAUUGCACUUGUUGGGCUGGAGAUCUGGUCCAAUGGUGACUUGAUCUCUAUCACUCCUCCAGCUGGAAAGAAUCUAAAUGCUUUCAUGACAUGGAGGAAUUCUGUGCUGGUCAAGAGAAAAAAACAUGACAAUGCGCAUCUUAUCAGCGGUAUUGACUUUGAGGGAGCAACAGUGGGACUGGCAUACAUCGGGACUCUCUGUUCAGAUCAUUCUGUCGGGGUAGUGCAGGACCAUAAUAGUCGGGCCAUUGCUGUGGGGGCCACGCUGGCCCACGAGAUGGGCCAUAAUCUCGGCAUGAAUCAUGAUGACUCCAGUGCUUGUGCCUGCUCUGGUGAUAGCUGCAUUAUGGCUGCGGCCCUCAGCUGGGACAUCCCUCGCGCCUUCAGUAGCUGCAGCAGCAGUAACUAUGAAAGAUAUUUGACCGACCGCAGCCCAGGCUGUCUGCUGGACAGGCCGGACUACACGAGUCUGGUGGUGCCCUCUGUCUGUGGAAACGGUUUUGUGGAGAAAGGAGAGCAGUGCGACUGUGGUACUGCAAAGGAGUGCACCAACCCGUGCUGUAAUGCAACCACUUGCAUCUUAAGUGAGGGCUCCCAGUGUGCUGCAGGGGAAUGCUGUAACAAGUGCAAGAUACUAUCGCGAUCCUGGGAGUGUCGGAGGAAGCAGGAUGAGUGUGACUUAGCAGAAUACUGCGAUGGAGAAAGUGCCGCCUGUCCUGAGGAUGUAUUCAAUGUAAAUGGCUUACCAUGCGAUAAAGGCUCUGGUUACUGUUACAAUGGCCAGUGUCCAAAAAGAUCAGACCAGUGCAUCAAAAUGUAUGGCUCAAGUGCCACAGAGUCCCCUCCUUACUGCUACAACCAGAACACCAGAGGAACUUUCUAUGCCUUCUGCAAACGUCCCUCGAAUGAGCAAUACAUCCCCUGCCAGCAAGAAGAUGUGUUUUGUGGGAAGCUCUUCUGUCACAAUGGAAACGAGAACCCAAACUACGGUCGCAUGGUGACGAUUGGUGACUGCAGAGCAGUUUUCUUUGCAGAAUACACUAAAGAUUAUGGCCAGGUGGACACCGGGACCAAAUGUGGCGACAAAAAGGUGUGCAGCGAGAAUCAAUGUGUGAAUCUUCCAACUGCUUACAGAAACACAAACUGUUCAGCAAAAUGUCCUGGCCAUGCGGUGUGUAAUCACAGAAGUGAGUGUCAGUGUGAGCCUGGCUGGUUUCCUCCUUCAUGCAGUUCCAAGGACAAGGAGUUCAAUUCUCUUUCCAAUGGGGCGGCCGCUGCCAUCGCAGUGACAAUUUCACUUGUGAUUCUGGGGAUUAUUGCUGCCGUCGUGGGCGUCGUCUGGAAAAAACGACAGAGCUCCAUGUUACCAACUACACAGAAAGUAAGGAAGGAGCCAGCAGUGGACAGCUCUGCUUUCCGUCUUAACAAAGCACCAGUUGGUCACGGUCCACCCACACAAGUGCCGCAGGCUGGGAGGCCAAAACCCAAAGGAGCUCCACCUCCACCUCCACCAGCAGCAAACAGACCAAAGCCCGCAAGCAACAACUACAUGGAAGUCCGCCAGGCACUAAGGCCAGUACCUCCACCAAAGGUUUAAUGGGAGACACUGCAAAACUCCCAGCAGGACUAAAACCAGAGGGAAAGACCCGCCUUUUCCUUGGAACACAGUUAUUCGUUAUGGAGGGUCUUACUGCAGUGCAGUCUGAGGCACAGAGGAGCUAAAUGGACUGUAGUGGGUCGAACACUGAGGACUCAGGACAAAGGAAGACUUUGUUUUUUAAGACAGGGAGCUCUUAAAUGAGCCAUUUUAUAUAUAUAAUUAUUAUUAUUAUUUUAUUUUGUCAAAUCAACCGAUCCCUUCAUUUGCCAGUGACUGUACUUAUCAAACAGUAUUGUAUGAUUGCAAUUACAUUCUAAUUGUUUAGAGUUUGUAUUUUUUUAACCGAAACAUUUUGUACUGAAUGUAAAUUCAACAAUGGUUCUGUACAACACAAUUUAUCAGUUUUCUUCACUGUUAAAUGUAGCAAAAACAACCACAACAAUUGACUUAUUACCGGCCUUUGCCUGUUUUCGUUGAUCAAGUCACUCUCAGGUUCAAGUGUAAAAACGUCUAAUUGUUGUAUUUGUUAUAUUGCACCAGCAUUUGGUAAAAACGGUGGAAGGUCUUGUAUUGUGUUAACGUGAGCAUGUAUGGUUCAAAAGGAAUUCAGUGGAUGUUUCACAAAGCUGCUGGAGUGCAAAAGAAACAAACAAAAAAACUACACUUUGUGGGACCAUAUUUUCCUCAGAUUUACAGCUUUUACAGAAUUGCAAUGCAAACAGGAUUGUAGUCAUUUGUAGAUUGCAAAGGAUUGGGAACAAGUGAAGGUGGCAUCGCUAUUUUGAACCAGGAGUUGCAGAUUUCUUCAGGCAAAGCGAGAUUUGGGUUGAAUGAAUUGUCCAGAAAGAUAGCCACCUAAAGUGUGUAUUUUACACACUGUGCUUUGACAAUAUGUGCUCCAUGACUGCAUGUUACUAUUUUUUUUGGUAAUAUCUAAAUGGCAUUACAAGGCAAUUAAAAAAAAAAUCCAAUUGG